AUAGAAACGUGCAUCUCGAGAGCUAGGGUUCUUACUUGUAAAAUUACGACAAAAACGUACGAAUCUUCAGAAGUAUUUGUCAAGAUGGCUAAUGAGCUUGAACUUGACUGCCUGGAGCUUGAAAGACUGUCAACACUGACGACCAGAGAUUCAGUGAGGACCCUACUAUCCAAACAGAUUGAGGCUCUGAAGGAACCACUGGAAGCCUCCAAACUACCCGAUGGGCAAGACCACAAGGAAGCUAAUGCGGUAACAGAAGAGGUGGGCCAGGGUCAGCAGGGGGCAGUAUCCAACGAUGAUAAACCUGUUGCAUCCUCAACAGGUACAACUGCUCCAGACAUACCUAAGCCAAGCGAGUCUCAGAAGGUACUGGUCUCCAAACUCCCAUCAAAGACCAUCACAUCGUAUGGUUGGGAUCAGUCUCCUAAGUUUGUCAAGGUGUAUGUCACGCUUAAUGGUGUCCAAUCUCUAGCUAAAGAUGACAUCACUGUCAACUAUACAUCUAGUUCCAUGAGUUUGAGAGUAAAGAAAUCAGAUUGUAUUCACCAGCUUGUUGUCAAUAGCCUUCUACAUCAAAUCAUUCCAGAUAAAAGUCAUCAUAAGGUCAAGACAGAUAAUUUAGUAAUCCUAUUAAAGAAGAGAGGAAAGAACUGGGCAUAUUUGACAGAAACUGAAAAGAAGGCCAAACAGAAAGGGAAACCUACGCCCCCUAAAACAGACACCGCAGACCCCUCAGCGGGCAUCAUGGAUCUCAUGAAGCAGAUGUACGAUGACGGCGACGAUGACAUGAAGCGAACGAUUGCCCAGGCAUGGACGCAAGCUCGCGAGAAAAAAGACACGAUGGAGCUCCCAUGAUAACACCAUGCCAAUAUAGUCUAAGCCUACAGACUUUAUUUGAGACAGUCGACUGAACAAUUAUAAAUGAAGCUUUGAAUCAAGCCUAAAUGUGUACGCCUCUGGAUGAGUUCUCAGGAGAAACAAUUAUGCCUGCAAGGAUACGUGUAAUUUCUUUGAUUCCUAGUCUUACAUUGCAGACCCUUUUCAUACUACCCCUAUUGGUAUUGGACUGUAGACAAGUAGA
Molecule: messenger RNA, 1081 nt
Organism: Lytechinus variegatus (green sea urchin)
Lineage: Eukaryota; Metazoa; Echinodermata; Echinoidea; Temnopleuroida; Toxopneustidae
Product: calcyclin-binding protein-like
Cellular component (GO): nucleus
Molecular function (GO): tubulin binding; S100 protein binding; ubiquitin protein ligase binding
Source: RefSeq, a predicted model, not a curated record